Ricinus communis (castor bean) is the source of this 1932-nucleotide messenger RNA. RefSeq names its product probable pectinesterase/pectinesterase inhibitor 7. The record is from RefSeq and is a predicted model, not a curated record. Bases 58 to 1758 code for a protein of 566 amino acids. Gene Ontology annotation, molecular function: pectinesterase activity; pectinesterase inhibitor activity. Gene Ontology annotation, biological process: cell wall modification. Lineage: Eukaryota; Viridiplantae; Streptophyta; Magnoliopsida; Malpighiales; Euphorbiaceae. The transcript is spliced from 2 exons.
AAUUCCAUUCCUCAUCCAAUUCUUUUUUAUCUUAAUAAUAAUCUUGGUCCAAAAGCCAUGGCUUCUAAGCUCAUUUUCUCUUCGCUAACAACAUUACUAUCUCUUCUCCUUCUUUUACUUCCUUUCUUCACGUCUCUAUCUUUAGCAGAUUCUCCUCCUAGCAAUCCGACCUCUCCUGGAUCCCUUUGCAACUCCACUCCUGAGCCUGCCUACUGCAAAUCGGUGCUUCCUAAACAUAAUGCCAAUGUCUACGAUUAUGGCCGAUAUUCCGUUCGCAAAUCUUUAUCUCAAUCCCGUAAAUUCUUGAGCUUGGUCGACAAAUAUCUUGCCCGCCGGUCGUCUUUGUCAAUAUCUGCAAUUCGUGCUCUUGAAGAUUGCCGAUUACUGGCAGGUUUAAACAUGGAUUUCUUGUUAAACUCUUUUCAUACUGUGAAUACCUCUAGUACAACCCUUUCUUCUUUGAAAGCUGAUGAUGUGCAGACCUUUCUUAGUGCCAUUUUGACAAAUCAGCAAACCUGUUUAGAGGGUCUACAAGCUACAGCUUCUGCUUGGAGUGUAAAGAAUGGUCUUGCUGUCCCAUUGUCUAAUGACACAAAACUUUAUAGUGUUUCUUUAGCUUUGUUUACGAAAGGUUGGGUUCCAAAGAAAAAGAAAGGGCGUACAUGGCAGCCUACAGGCAAGCAGCUUGCUUUUAGCAAUGGAAGAUUGCCUCUAAGAAUGUCUAGCAAGACACGAACGGUUUUCGAGUCGGUGAGCAGAAGGAAACUUCUGCAGACAGAUGAUCAGAACGAUGCCGUGUUGGUGAGUGAUAUUGUGACCGUGAAUCAGAACGGCACUGGUGAUUUCACUACUAUCAACGAUGCUGUCGCUGCAGCGCCAAAUAAUACUGAUGGUUCCAAUGGCUACUUCAUGAUUUUUGUCACCGCCGGUGUCUAUGAAGAGUACGUUUCAAUACCAAAGAACAAGAAAUAUUUGAUGAUGGUUGGGGCCGGUAUCAACCAGACUAUCAUUACAGGGAACCGCAGCGUUGUUGAUGGAUGGACUACUUUCAAUUCUGCCACAUUUGCUGUGGUGGCACCAAACUAUGUGGGGGUGAACAUAACUUUCCGGAACACGGCCGGGGCGAUCAAGCAUCAGGCAGUUGCAUUAAGAAGUGGAGCUGAUUUAUCCACAUUUUACAGCUGCAGUUUUGAAGGGUACCAAGACACCUUAUAUACACAUUCUCUAAGGCAAUUCUACAGCGAAUGUGACAUAUACGGAACUGUAGACUUCAUAUUUGGAAAUGCUGCAGUCGUUUUCCAGAACUGCAAUUUGUAUCCCCGUCUACCAAUGAGUGGCCAAUUCAACGCCAUCACCGCACAAGGCCGGACCGACCCGAACCAAAACACAGGUACUUCAAUACAUAAUUGUACAAUUAGAGCAGCUGACGAUUUAGCUUCGAGCAAUUCGACCGUACGGACAUAUCUUGGGAGGCCAUGGAAGGAGUACUCAAGAACGGUGUACAUGCAAAGUUACAUGGAUAGUUUGAUACACCCAGCUGGAUGGCAGAUCUGGAGUGGAGAUUUUGCGCUAAGUACGUUAUAUUAUGCAGAGUAUAACAACACCGGACCAGGAUCUGAUACCAAUAACAGGGUUACAUGGGAGGGUUACCAUGUGAUUAAUGCCACUGAUGCAGCUAAUUUUACAGUGUCUGGCUUCUUGCUGGGCCAAGAUUGGAUACCUCGAACAGGGGUUCCUUUUACAGCGGCAUUGAUAUGAUCUUACUAAUUUUUUAUUUUUUUUUUAAGUUAUUUCAUUUUAAUUUUUAUUCUUUUUAUUCCGUAGAUGUAUUGGGAUUUGGCGGUGGAAUAAGCAAUGUAUUCUUCCUAUUGUCUUACCGAAUGCAAUUCUUUUGACCAAAUUGUGAAAUGAAAAGAAUCAAUAAUUUACUCC